This is a messenger RNA of Diaporthe citri, 336 nucleotides long. RefSeq lists its product as uncharacterized. The record is from RefSeq and is a predicted model, not a curated record. Bases 1 to 336 code for a protein of 111 amino acids. The transcript is spliced from 2 exons. Lineage: Eukaryota; Fungi; Ascomycota; Sordariomycetes; Diaporthales; Diaporthaceae.
AUGCACUAUACCACAACUGUGGAGAGCAGAGAGUCCCGAUACGACGUCACCAAGCAAGACUUCGAUAUCUCUGAGAUGGCUUUCCGGUCGAAGUCUGAAAUUCUUGAUGUUUGGAUGGGCUUCGAGAGGUGGAUGUCUCAUGACUUGGAUCUCCAAAACGACCGCUCGCAGCCUGCUGCCGAAUUUGGCCUGCUCGGAGCUGUCGCUGUUUACCUUCAGGUGCUUUAUCGCAACGACGUUGUCUCGGGACCUACAUUCUUCUACGCGAUAUGUUUCACCCUCGCCCAAGUCGCGCUGCCUAACGAGGUCUUCAUAACGAAAAUGAGGAAGGUUUAG